This is a messenger RNA of Entrophospora sp. SA101, 239 nucleotides long. The record is from the annotation of a GenBank genome assembly. NCBI's taxonomy places the organism in Eukaryota, Fungi, Glomeromycota, Glomeromycetes, Entrophosporales, Entrophosporaceae.
GAUCCAUGCCUGUGCCAAUUAUGUAUAACAAUGCAUCUGACCAUAACCCUAAUAAUAUUGAUCCUUCACUUAUUUGUGAUAAACUUAUUAAAGAGCAUCAGCGUUACUUUGAUCUUUCAUAUAUACAACAAAAAGCUCAAUGGAUAAAUAAUACAGGACAACUUACAUUUGACAGAAUAGAUCAGAUUACCAUACAUUGUUAUGAUAAUGCUAUUGCAGAAAGAAAAAGAAGAACAUAA